Molecule: messenger RNA, 3167 nt
Organism: Sorex fumeus (smoky shrew)
Lineage: Eukaryota; Metazoa; Chordata; Mammalia; Eulipotyphla; Soricidae
Gene: FASTKD1
Product: FAST kinase domains 1
Exons: 14
Coding region: 34-2538 (834 amino acids)
Biological process (GO): mitochondrial RNA processing; regulation of mitochondrial mRNA stability
Cellular component (GO): mitochondrial matrix; ribonucleoprotein granule
Molecular function (GO): RNA binding
Source: RefSeq, a predicted model, not a curated record
AGGUUUCUUUUUGAAAACUCGCUGCUUCCAAAUAUGCUUCGUUUAAAAGCUGUUUGUCAAUUCUCCUGGAGGGUGUUUCGGUUUCGAUCUUUCAGUUGUGAACCAUUAAUUAGUCAGAUGAAUAAAUGUGAAGAUGAAGAGCAGAUAUUUGAUUUUAUUGGAAGAAACAAAGCCACACUUUCAGAAAAUCAAGUUGGAUGUGCAUUUACUAUGCUUUGGGAGUUUCAAAAGCAGAAGACCAGCUUGUUAAAAAAUGUUGACUUCAUCAAAGACCAUCCUCAGUUUGUCACUCUUUAUGAUAUAACUGCAAAGAAAAUAGAACUCAUGAAUGAUGAUACCCUGGUGAAUGUGUUAUAUAUAACACAACAGUUUUCUCUUGAGGCCCAUGACCCACUAAUUGAAGCACUAGUUACAGAAGCAUGGAGAAGAAUGGAAAGGUUUGAUAUCAGUUUACUGUCAAAAUUUUCUUCUUGCCUCGCAGAUCAGCAUUUAUAUUUUAGUCCAUUAAUGGGAAAAAUUGCUGAUAUUGCAAAUAGGAAUUUGGAAACUAUACAGGACUUAAGGUCCUUGUCUGUUCUGAUGGUCAACAUAUCUUCUUUAAUAUCAAAAUCUUUUCAAGAACAAUUAAUAAAAAGAGCAGAACUUCUUUUUGACAGUGUAGAAUCUUCCCAGGUCAACAUUGCACGGAGAUUAGUCCAAUUUCUUCGAAAUAUUAAAUACCCAUAUUAUCCACUACUAGACAGAUGCAAUCAAGUGUUUAUAAGCAAUGUGGACCAUCUUGAUUUGGAAUCCAUUAGUAAAAUCCUUAGUCUGUAUCAUUCUUUACAGUUUUAUAGUUUUGAAUUCUCUAAGCUGGCUAGAAAGAGACUAGCUGAUAUGAUUCCUCUGUUUGAUCAACCUGCUAAUUUUGUAAAAUUGUUUGUAGCAUUGGGACCUAUAGCAGGAACUGAAGAAAAAAAAAGACUUCAAGCAACUUUAUUAUUGAUGUCAGAGGAGCUGACAAGCCAGCAAGCCCUAGCAGUGAUAGGAGCAAUGGAAGAGAUGGAAAGCAGAAAUUCACGUCUGAUUAAAAAAAUUGCUUCAACUCUGCAUAAACAUUUGGAUAGCUAUAAACCAAUAGAGUUAUUGAAGAUAAUUCGAGCAUUGAUUUAUCUACAUUUUCAAAGUAAAGAGCUUUUUAUGAAACUCAGAGAAUUACUGCUUAGUCAUUUGAAAACUAGCAUUAUACCAAGUGAUAUUUCUGCACUGGUUAGUGCUAUUUCUCUGCUUCCUUCUCCUCAGCUAGAUGAAGCAAGGCUGUCUCGGAUUGAAGAAGUUUUACCACAGUGUGACCUCAAUGAUAUAAAUGUUUUAGCUACCUCUGUUUUAAGAUGGAUCCAUUACGAUCAUAUGUAUUUGGAUAAUCUAGCUGGGAAACAACUGAAACUACUUCAAAAAUUAGAUCAGUAUGGCCUCCAGAGACUACAAAAAUGCAAUGAUUUGAAUUUGUUGUGGGAAGAGCUUAAAACUUUAAAAGGAGACUGGUUUUCCGAGGCACUUCUUGAGGAAGCAGUGGUUACUUUAGAGCGCUUGGUAGAUGAGAUUAAUUACACAAAUGUUACAGGAAUUGCAACUUUCAUUUCUAGAACUAACUACCUCAGUUCUUUGCUACUUGAUAAGAUAGCCUCUGUGGUCACUCAGCAUAUUGAAAAGAUCCAUCCUUUUUCGAUGCUUGCUGCUAUUCUUCCAUUCAGCAUCUUGAACUAUGACCCGCUUCAAAGGGAUGAGUUUCUUGGAACUUUCAUUCAACACCUUAAUUCUCACUUAGGUAAACUGGAUCCUCUGGUUUUAGUAUUUCUUGGUUUCUCUUUUGCCACCCUUGAAUAUUUUCCAGAAGAUCUGCUAAAGGCAAUUUUUAACAUCAAAUUCCUGGCCAAAUUGGAUUCUCAACUUGAAUUGUUAUGUCCAUCUCUGAAGAUGAGGGUCCAGUUCCGUCUCAUGGAACUGAAUAGAGCAGUGUGUUUGGAAUGCCCCGAGUAUCAGAUUCCCUGGUUUCAUGACCGCUUCUGUCAGCAAUACUAUCGUAAAGAUAUUGGCAGCAUGAAUGAAGCACAACAGCAGAUAUAUAAAAUAUUAGCAGAGAUACUAGGAGGAACCAGUUAUGUAAAGGCCUCUGUUCUAACGCCUUAUUACCACACAAUAGAUUUUGAGUGUAUUUUGGAUAAGAGGAAAAAACCUCUUUCUUAUGGAAGUAAUAAUAUAACCUUGGGAAAACUAUCAGAAAUGCCAAUGGAAUCAAAUACCCAAAUAAUGGGAUCAAGACUCCCACCAGGAGCUGUGAGAGUUUCCUUGGAAUUUUUGGAUUCAAAAGCUUUUUGUAGAAAUAUCCCUCAUUUGAAAGGAAAAUCUACUAUGAAAAAACGACAUUUGGAAAUUUUGGGUUAUCAUGUAAUUCAGAUCCCGCAUUUUGAAUGGAACUCCAUGGCCCUGUCCACAAAGGAUGCACGGAUGGCCUACCUAAGGAACUGUAUAUUUGAAGAAGGAAAAUCACAGUUGUAGUUUGAUGAAAAUUAUAGUUUGAUAAAGUUAUCAUGGUGUGUCCUUUUGAACUUGUUUAAUGAAGUGGCGUAACACUGUUGAAAAAUUAUAGUGUCAAACUGAUUUCAAAGCCAACUGAAUACCUUUAAAAUAAAUAGAUAUUUGAUUGAAAGUUUACAGUUCUUAAUAUCGACUGGAGAGAUAGUAUAGGUGUUAUGGUGCUUGCCUUGCAACCCGCUGACCCUGGCACUACUUAGGGUCUCCCAAGUGUUUCUGGGUUACUCCUGAGCACAUAGCCCCCUUCAGAGUUAUUGACCCUGUGAAUUCACUUUGUUCCCAGAUAAAGUGGUAGGUAAAGUGCCUUGAAUCUUCAGCAUAGCUUUAAAAUGUGUUUAAUUUGGUUCAAAUACUUGUUUAAAAUGGCCAAUUUCAGGUCCAAAGUGAUAGUACAAGUAGGGUGUUUGCCUUUCAUUCGGCUAACCUGCAUCCUAUAUGGUUCCCUGGCACUGCCAGGAGUAAUUAUUGAGUGCAGAGCCAAGUGUAACCCCUAAGCAGAGUCAGAUGUGGCUGAAAAAAACAAAAUAAAUAAUUUUUUUUAAAUGGCCAAUUUCUUGUAUAACCAGAGUUCAGUACCUAAUGCACAAAUAAUA